GAUCGAUCGUGCCCCGGCCAUGUCUUCCAGCAGGUUCUCGCCGGCGCUGCAGGCGUCGGAUCUAAACGACUUCAUCGCCCCCUCGCAGGACUGCGUCGUCUCCCUCAACAAGAACUCCGCCGCCAGCCGCCUCCCGAUUAAGAAGAAGGAAGUUCUGGUGACAAAACCUCCAGAAGAAUCAGUGAAGAUUUCACUAAAGGACUGUUUAGCUUGCAGUGGUUGCAUAACAUCGGCAGAGACAGUUAUGCUUGAGAAGCAAAGCUUGGAUGACUUCGUUACUCGCAUCAACUCUGGCAAAGCUGUCAUUGUAUCUGUGUCUCCCCAGUCAAGAGCAUCACUAGCUGCAUUCUUUGGUCUUUCUCAGUCACAGGUUUUCAGAAAACUAACUGCUCUGUUCAAGUCGAUGGGCGUAAAAGCAGUGUAUGACACAAGUAGCAGUCGAGAUCUGGCACUAAUUGAAGCGUGCAAUGAAUUUGUUUCACGCUAUCAGCUAAAUCAAUUAUCUGGUGACAAAGAAGCUAGAGCCAGUCUUCCUCUUCCUGUACUUUCAUCUGCUUGCCCAGGUUGGAUAUGUUAUGCUGAAAAGACUCUUGGUUCAUAUAUCUUGCCCUACAUCUCAUCUGUAAAGAGUCCCCAACAAGUGAUUGGUGCAGCUAUCAAGCAUCAUAUGGUUGAAAAACUAGGUCUCAAGCCGUAUGAUAUUUAUCAUGUUACUGUCAUGCCAUGUUAUGACAAAAAACUUGAAGCUGUCCGGGACGAUUUUGUUUUCCAAGUGGAAGAUAAAGAAAUUACAGAGGUGGACUCGGUAUUGACAACCGGUGAAGUGUUGGACUUGAUACAGUCCAAAUCUAUUGAUUUCAAGACAAUGGAGGAAUCUCCUUUGGACAGAUUAUUAACGAAUGUUGAUGAGGAUGGUUCUCUAUAUGGGGUUUCUGGUGGCUCGGGUGGUUAUGCAGAAACCAUCUUCCGUUAUGCAGCACGUGCACUCUUCAACAGAGAAAUAGAAGGUCCGCUUGAUUUCAAAGUAUUGCGAAAUUCAGAUUUCCGUGAAGUUACACUGGAGGUGGAGGGCAGACCUGUUCUGAAGUUUGCCCUUUGUUAUGGAUUCAGAAACCUACAGAACUUUGUUAGGAAGAUUAAGAUGGGAAAAUGUGAAUACCACUACAUCGAAGUUAUGGCGUGCCCAUCAGGUUGUCUGAACGGAGGAGGUCAAAUAAAACCUGCUAAAGGCCAAUCUCCCAAGGAUCUCAUCCAACAAUUAGAGGGUGUAUACAUGCAAGAUGUAUCAAUAUCUAGCCCCUUCGACAACCCGAUUGCGAAGACAUUAUACGACGACUGGCUCGUACAACCUGGUUCAGACAAUGCAAAGAGGUAUUUGCACACGCAGUAUCACCCCGUGGUGAAAAGUGUCACCUCGCAGUUGCAGAACUGGUGAUACCAGGUUGUUGCAUCGAGAAUUCAUAUGGUCUUCCAAGAAGCAAAGAGGCAGACAAUCCACACCGAACAUAGCAUUCCCAGCACAGAAGAUAGACAUUAUCAGCAAUGUUCGGCUUGAGUUUUGUUAGACUUAGGUUCUUCACCUGCUUUCUUGGUGAUGUUGUAUACUACUACCUCACACGAGAGAGAAACAAUAACAGUUGAAUUGUAAACAUGUAAAGGUGCAAAAAAAAUAGUUGCUGAUCUUCUCAGUUGAUAA
Lolium rigidum is the source of this 1696-nucleotide messenger RNA. RefSeq names its product protein NAR1. Gene Ontology annotation, cellular component: cytosol. Gene Ontology annotation, molecular function: 4 iron, 4 sulfur cluster binding. The record is from RefSeq and is a predicted model, not a curated record. Bases 20 to 1435 code for a protein of 471 amino acids. NCBI's taxonomy places the organism in Eukaryota, Viridiplantae, Streptophyta, Magnoliopsida, Poales, Poaceae. The transcript is spliced from 11 exons.